CCAUCGGUUAAUUGGGUAUUUUUGAUUCGACGCGGCCAUUUGACAGCGGAAGAAUUACGGCUGCUGUCAAAACAAACGAAAGUGUCGGUCAAAACAGCAAGCUUCUAAAGCAGGAGAAAAGUACGGCUUUAGCGUUCGGUCCUCCGGCUUCGGUGAAAUGCACAGACAUUGCUGUUAACCACCAUCCCUGUUCAGUAUGAGCCACUCGCUACGUUUUCGAUGCUUGUGUUAAAAGUUUACCGCAGUGUCUUGGAGUGUCCUUUCACUACACGUCGACCGUCGACCGGACGAAGCCAGAAAUAAUGUACGCGCAAAGCAUCGUGCAGGUGGAUUGGAACGAACGGUUCGACAGUGCGGUGGAUAUUGACAGCGCCGGCGGAACCAGCUUCAACGGCGGCAGUGGCGAUGUUUACCGACGCUUUCAAGACAUAGACGGCGGAAGCAAUAGUUCCGCGAGCAAUGAUACGGAAAGCACCACCCUGCUGGACGAGACGUGCCGCAAGACCGAGCGGUUGUACGACAUCACGCCGAUGGAUCGCGGUGACCGACACAGCCGUGGUUCGACUAAGAACAAAAUAUUUCUCUUCAUUAUUGCAUUCGGCGUGAUCGUCACCCUGUGGAUGGGCAGCAUCUCGAACGGCAACGACCGGGGACGUGUGGGUACGAUCGCCGGCUGGGGAUUGAACACGUCGCGGGAAACGAUCGGGUAUGUGCUUCCGUACGAAAACACCACACUGAUCGAUCCGCUGAACGUGUGCACCACCGAGGAACGGUCCGGGCUGGUGGAGGAAAGUGAGAAGGUGUUCCUGCUGAUUGUGGUUUGCUCCUCGGCACGUAAAUUUGAGGCGCGUCAAGCGAUCCGCGAAACGUGGGGCAAGGUGCGAGAGUUUAACUAUGGCCAGUUCCGGCGGCUGCACGAAAGAAUGCGCGGCGAAUAUCUGGACCCGAAGGCGACCGUCGGCCGUGAACUGAAAGAGUACAUGUGGAAGGUGCCCGACGGCGAGGAUAAUGAUGGUGAGGCACCCGUGGGUGAGGGCACCGAAGCUAACAAUGUUCACUCGAAAUCCAAUUCUAGUCACAGUGAGCAAACCGAGGGCGGCAUUGCGGGCAUGAUGAUUAACGUGAAGCUCGUGUUUCUCAUCGGUCAGUCGGAAGCUGAUUACGUGCAUCAGCGGGAACGAUCGUCACUCGCACCCGGCCCGGGAGACAGCGCGAGCGACACGAAGCCGUUGGGCGUCGGCGGACAGGAAGUGUCCACUGCGCAGGGCACGGUGGUGGAUAGUUCGCACAACCCGUCGGAUGUUACAGGAACGCCACCACGAAUCGCACUGUUUCCGAGCGGAGCAGACGUCGAUCCUGCAUUCAACCCGGCCAACGAGGUGGUGGACGAGCUGCAGCUGCGGAUCGUCAACGAAAGCGAAGUGUACGGUGAUAUUAUACAGGAGAGCUUUAUAGAUAGUUACAAUAACCUGACGCUGAAGACGAUCAUGAUGCUGAAGUGGGUUACCAACAACUGUGAUGGCAAAGUAAAAUUUAUCAUGAAGUGCGAUGAUGACACGUUCGUCAACGUGCCUAACCUGCUGCACGUUCUGCUCGGCGGGACGGUUCCCCUGUACAAAGCGGCCAUCUCGUUCUACGACACCAACACGGUGGCGGUAAAGUCACCGAAAAACCGGCUCGUCCCGGGGAAGCAUCUGCUGACGGGGUUCCUGUUCUGCGACGCCAAACCGAUCGGUGACACCAGCAGCAAGUGGUACUCGCCGACGUACAUGUACGAUAAGGACGUGUACCCGUACUAUCUGUCCGGCACGGCCUACCUGAUGAACUUCGAGACGGCCAAGCUGCUGUACCGGGCGAGCCUUUCGACGCCGAUCUUCCACCUGGAGGACGUGUACCUGACCGGUAUCGUGGCGGACCGGGUGAAGGUUCGGCGCCGACACCAUCCGCUCUUCUUCUACUCCUACACCAAAGACCUGUGCGCCCUGCGGGGCAUGAUCUCGCAGCAUCAUCUGCAGCCAAGCGAAAUUCGCACCGCGUACGACUACAUCACCAACGGCACGAUCGUGUGCAGCGGCCCGGACAAACGGUUCACCGUGGGCCAGCUGAAGCUGCAGCAGCGCAAAAAGUGUCAAUGAUGUCGCAAACCGGUGGCCGUACCGCCGGGACGGUCGCGCCGCUAUCGCCAGUUCCUGUCGAUCUGGUGAUCGGAGGAUCUUCCAUCUUGUUGACACACACACACACACAGAGUUUACUGCUCCACCGAGAUUUGAUUUGAACUACGCGGAACACUGGUGCACCAUGACAGACAGACGGACUGGGCCAUUAUUCCCGGCCUCGGGCAUGAUCUUUACAGCACAAUUACAGCUCGAAACGCACAGCCAUUUCAAUCUACAUUAUACCCCAGAAUCUCGCGUAGAUGAGACUAGCAGCAACCCCACACCAAGCGGACAACCGAGAAGUUACUAACGAAUGCUGUCGCUGUCCCAGUGAUGAAGGCGGUAGGGAGCAGCCAGCACACGAGUCGAAUAUUAUUUACAAGCAACGUUAAGUCUGCUACAUCGCGCUUCCUCUCAUCGAACGGUCGUGUAUAUUGCGAAACGUAAACCGAAACAAACUUAGCUAAGCUUCGCCUUCAAACAUAACGAACGAAACGUCCUUUACUAAAAUUUUAAUAACUUAUUGUACUUGGUAGAAGAAACGGUGUUCUAGUUCGCGCCCCGUUACGCAAGCAGGCGAGAGGGCUGCACGCAAGCAGCACUCUGCACUCUCGUCUGCUUGCUGGAGUAGAAUCUCAUUAGAGCUCUUGCUGACGACGCUUCUGAAGCCUCGCGUGAUUGAACAGUGCGUUAGAUACCAUUUAUUUGGAAGAAAACCUGUCGGAAGUGGUACCACACGAACUGAGUUGACAAUGCUCAUGCUAUUUUCUCGUUCAGCUUGACGGAUUUGAUUGGUCAGAAAUAGGGUUUAGUACUUUAGAGAGAGUUAUGUUGACCACCGGUGUAGUUAGUAGCACAGACCGCACCUCUUAACGCCCUGUUGACUGCCACGACUGAGUACGGUACAAACAUAUAUCAUAUCAUUAGCCGCCACAGCGCAGAUUCAAACGCAGUGAAAGCAAUUAUCUCGAUAUUGCUAUAUUUUUAAGUUGCUCAGCAUGGGUAGGACCAUACUUUUUUAUAAUUGCCUUCUUAUUUUAGGUAAUGUAUUACUUUUAAUUGUUCAAUGUGCCUAAACUUAAAAUGACAAAACCCUCCACAAAAACCCAACCGAACAACCGAAGAGCUGGCCAUUACUGUGCAUGGUGGACCUAGCAUAUAGUUUUACGCUUCGAUAUCAAAUCUCAUCUGGGCUUUCGUGAGCACUGGCCUAUCCAACUCUGAUGAUACAUGGCAUGGCCUAUAAGAGGGUCGUCGUGCACUAGCAGAAGAACCAGCCCAAGCGUGGCAGUCAACGUGCUGUUGUGAGAGGCGCGUUAAAUAGUUUAUGUGUGUUUGUUUGCGAUUUUGCUUUAAACAGCUUAUCAUUACCUAGCAAAGUAUGACACAGCUCCUCCAGUUUUAUUCUAACCUCUCGCAUUUCGCAAACCGCAACUGCUAUCGGUAAGCGCUAAGAGUCGUAGGAAACAAUGCUAAACAAUUUAACAAUAAGAAAUGGUAUUAAUUAUCCGAAUACAACGAUUGCACGACGGCAAGACAAAAAACAAGCACGUAUUGCGGGGUGGAGUAGGGGGAGAGAAGAUGAAUGAGCAAAUCAUUUGAUUCAGCUGUGAUUCCAUUACGAGAAACAAAUCUAAAACAAAAACAAAAACACGGAAAUUAAAAAGAAAAGUAUUGAACUUUAGAUAGGUAUACAAAGAUUGGUAGCAACGGAAUGCAAAAUAUCAGGCGCCACGUGCAACCUGGUUGCGCACCACGGUAUGGAGUUUUCUUUUGUUGUUGGAUUGGCAAAAGGGCAGCACCGAUCGGAGAGGCAGUAGUAGCAGCAGCAGCAGCGAUAGUAGUAUUGCUAGGAACAAGGAACAUAGAUUUGUGAUUCUAAAAGAAGCGAACGACGCUGCGACCGAGCGGCGGUCGACCGUAGUGUUGAGUUUCGUUUCGGGGCGGCGUUAAAGUUUGGGCUCUCGUAGUUCUAGUGAUAUAUAGUAGGUUAAAAAAGGUAUUAGAAUUUUCCAAACCAUUACAGGAUCGAUGAGGAUACAACAUUUUACCACACACGCGCGCACGAGUGAACUCAGUGCACGCACGAACUCACGCUCGCAAGACACGUGCGGCGGUGAUCGUGAACAGACCAGCAGGAGAAAACCAUAGGUCACCCCCCGAACAAAAAAAGAAGAAAAAAAAACACACAAACUUCCAGUAAGUAGACGCAUUUAAGCGAAAAUUUAGUAUGAUCCAAUUAAAAGACAUCGAAAGUGCUAGCGGGAGAGAGCGAAACAGAAAGAUUCUAAUUAAAUAGUAAACCAAACAUUGGACGAGCGAAGAAAGUUAGCCACAAAAGACACAAAAUUAUAUUAGUAGGAUAAAUUGGGUUUUCCGUUUUGCUGCCAG
Messenger RNA from Anopheles stephensi (Asian malaria mosquito), 4547 nucleotides. RefSeq lists its product as uncharacterized. The record is from RefSeq and is a predicted model, not a curated record. NCBI's taxonomy places the organism in Eukaryota, Metazoa, Arthropoda, Insecta, Diptera, Culicidae. Gene Ontology annotation, cellular component: membrane. Gene Ontology annotation, molecular function: hexosyltransferase activity. The transcript is spliced from 7 exons. Bases 303 to 2135 code for a protein of 610 amino acids.